This is a messenger RNA of Colletotrichum scovillei, 1506 nucleotides long. RefSeq names its product C6 transcription factor. The transcript is spliced from 4 exons. Bases 1 to 1506 code for a protein of 501 amino acids. NCBI's taxonomy places the organism in Eukaryota, Fungi, Ascomycota, Sordariomycetes, Glomerellales, Glomerellaceae. The record is from RefSeq and is a predicted model, not a curated record.
AUGGAGAAGCGGAGGACUCGCACCGCAAACCCAUGCGAUGGCUGCUCUCUAAGGCGGUGCCAGAAACACUCUGUCGAGUGUACCUUUCUGAGAGUUCCACGAAAGCGAGGUCCCAAAGGGCCUCGCCAAUGUACAUCUGAGAAGGUGGCACACUACCAAAACGAAAUCCGUCAAUCGCAAAGUCAUCGUUCUAUCUCACAAGGACUUGUAAGCCCCAUUGCUGAUAACGAGAGCGGCCAGAUGCCAAUGCAUCUAUACAUCGAGUAUUUAGACAAGUUCCGAGAAUCUCUUACCUGCGUCUGGCCCAUUCUAAAUGUUGAAGAUUUGAAGUCCAGACUCGUCCAUAAUCCUGCCGGUGAUCGAAGUGCCUGGGCACUAGCUGGCGCUGUCUGUGCGACGGUCAUCGCCCAGUUGCGACUUUCUCAGAUACGCUCAGCAAAGCAAGACACGGCAACUACAGACCUCAGCUCCGUUGCCGAAAGCUUUGCCCGUCAUGCCCAGCGCCUGCGAGAUCAGUUUUUUUACCGGGAAGAUUUCUCGACCGAGUCUUUGUUGACGGCAUUUUUCCUGCAUAUCUACUUCACUAUUACUGGAAGAAUAAGAACCGCGAUUCUAUACUUGCAUGAGACAAUUGCACAGCUACACCUCCAAGAUUUGCACCUCACCGAAACCCUGGCCAGCCUGGCCGAUGAGCAGAAGGAAUUGGUCCUCCGCAUCUACUGGCUAGUCUUCGUGUCUGAGAAGACUUUUUGUGUACAGAAUUGCUUUCCGACGUCACUUUCGCCGAUUCAGGCUUGGCCGUCUUCAGAAUUCCACAUUCCGGGGGUUGGGGAUCUUGACCAAUCUUUUCAACUCCUUGCACAGCUCUUCACGCUACUUGAUAACAAUAUCAUCAUGGCAGGGGAUAGAAGAGGGGCCUACAUGGAUGCUAAAAGUGUAGACCACCUUCAAUAUGCCCUGUCAGCCAUGGACAACAUUGCAGCUGUGGCGCCUAGACUCCCGGAAACACAACGUGUUAACGUUUUAAUGACGGGCAAUUGGAUUCAAAUCCUUUGGUGGCAAUACGCACUUCGCCAUGUCCAGAUGUCCAGCCGCGGAGAAAGUGACACCACAUUCUCAAUAUUGGAACCCGCAUUAGUGGCCCAGAAGGCUAUGCGACUUUUCGCGUCAGUCUCCAGAGACUCAAUUACGACCCACGGGUUUGGUAUGGAGCUCAAAGUGUUCCGUAUCACGGACGCGCUGGUUGAUCUAUUGGCCUGCAAUAGACAUCUGCUUGAUUCCACUCGGGUUAAGAAUGGAAGGAUGGUAAUGGGCCCGAGAGAUGUGCUUUACGCCCUUCAAAACACGUUGCAUCUUAUCGGUGGCCCAGAAUCCCCCUUAUACAAAAGGCUUUUGGGGAUGAUGGCAGAGGUUUCGCUUCCUGUCCCGCAAGUCCCGGAGAUUGUCUUUCGCUACAAAAAGGCAGAUUUGCGAAAUGAGAGAGAUCACGACAAGGAAUUCAAAUAG